AUGCCGCCCCCACGUCCCGGCACACCAGCACCGCGCCCCGCGCUCUCGCCCACAUCGUACCCAGCCAUCUGGGACGAGAUCCUGCAUCACGCCGACGAGUCAACCUACCCCGCCCUGCGCGCGACGUGCACCGACCUCCACGCGCGCAUCAGCAGCAAGCUGUACACGCACGUAGCGGUACGCAUCGUCAAGUCGGGCACCGGGGCCACCGUCGAGCCGCAGCACCCAUGUACGCGCCGCCGGGUGCCGGGGCUCGACUUCAACGGCGGCGCUGCUGCCCGCGCGCUUACCCUCGCGCGGCUCAAAGCCCACUGCGUGGUGCUCGACGAGGUCGCGCACGGCCAGUACAUGUACCCGGUUCUCGAUGGCCUCCGCAGGCUCGACAUUGACGCGCUCUUCGAGCUCGGGCGGGCCUUGGGGGGCGUCACGACUCACCGGUACUACGGCAACACGUACAUGCCGAGCGUGUUCGACCUGCCCUCCGCGGCCCGGCUCGUGGCCUUUAUCGAGCCAAAGGCGAACAUGAGCGUCUACGUCCCCCUGCCGGUCGCGGAAAGCGAGUUCGCAAACUUAUUCCAGGCGUUCCCUGGCCCCGCGGCGCGUGUAGUCGUCCUCAACUUCCCGCUCAACGGAGUCGCCGUGCGCGCCGACCACCUCUCCCGCGUGGACCACCUCUCGUCCGUCUUCGUCAUCGUGCGCGCUGGCACCGCGCCGCCCAAGGCGCAUCCGCCGCAGAACACGUUCGGCGUGCUCUCGAGCCUGCUGCUCAGCGUUGCGGCCUUGCUCCCCCGCGUCAACUUUGCCUUCCUCGGGCUCGAAGACGUGUCCGACAAGUGGGUGAGCAAUGACCCGCUCCCCGUCCGGUGGGACGAGCGCCGGCACGCCCUCCGCAGCAUGAUUGGGUUCGCUGUGCGCCGGUUUCAGGUCAUCGAGGCGGACGAGGACUUUGACGACUGGUCGAACCGCAUGGUUGCCGGUGACGACCUCGCCAACGGCCAGAUGAGGGCGCUGCUCGGCGCCAUCACUGUCGACACGGUCGCGUCCCUGCGCGAUAGGGGAGGGGACGAGCUGUACCGCCGCUUCACUGUCCCGCCGGAGCAAAGCACCGGGUAG
This is a messenger RNA of Vanrija pseudolonga, 1113 nucleotides long. RefSeq lists its product as uncharacterized. The transcript has a single exon. The record is from RefSeq and is a predicted model, not a curated record. NCBI's taxonomy places the organism in Eukaryota, Fungi, Basidiomycota, Tremellomycetes, Trichosporonales, Trichosporonaceae. Bases 1 to 1113 code for a protein of 370 amino acids.